UUUAUUUUAUUUUUUAGUACAUUUAUCUCUAUUUCAUCUAAUACAUGAUUUGGCUGUUGAAUUGGAUUAGAAAUUAAUCUUCUAAGAUUUAUCCCCCUCAUUUCUAACUCAAAUAAUUUAUUAGCAUCAGAAGCCUCAUUAAAAUAUUUUUUAACUCAAACUAUUGCCUCUAUUAAUUUUUUAUUUACAAUUUUAAUAAUAUUAAUUUUAAUAAAAAAAUUUUGAAAUAAAUAAUUUAAUUUUAAUAUAAUAAAUUCUUCAAUAUUAAUAAAAAUAGGAAGAACUCCUUUUCAUUUUUGAUUUCCUAAUAUUAUUGAAGGAUUAUCAUGAUUUAAUAGAUUUAUUUUAAUAACUUGACAAAAAAUUACCCCUAUAAUUAUUCUUUCUUAUUGUUUUAAUAAAAAUUUUAUUAUUAUUAUUAUUAUUUUCAAUAUUAUUAUUGGAGCUAUUGGAGGAUUAAAUCAAACUUCUUUACGUAAAUUAAUAGCUUUCUCUUCAAUUAAUAAUUUAGGAUGAAUAAUAAGUGCAAUUAUAAUUAGUCAAACUCUAUGAAUAUUUUAUUUUUUUUUAUAUUCUUUUAUAAUUACAAUUAUAUGCUUUUUAUUUCACAUAUUAAAUAUAUAUUUUAUUAACCAAUUAUUUAUUAAUAAUAUAAAUUUUUUAAUUAAAAUUAAUUUAUUAAUUAAUUUUCUUUCCCUUGGUGGAUUACCACCAUUCAUUGGAUUUUUCCCUAAAUGAAUU
Molecule: messenger RNA, 741 nt
Organism: Helicoverpa zea (corn earworm)
Lineage: Eukaryota; Metazoa; Arthropoda; Insecta; Lepidoptera; Noctuidae
Product: NADH-ubiquinone oxidoreductase chain 2-like
Source: RefSeq, a predicted model, not a curated record